UUAUGCCGUUAAUUCAAGCUCAGGCUUGGUGCACUUAUUGCCAUCAGCGGUGUCCUAUCAGAGUCCAGAUAAAGCGAUCUGCUGCAUCAGGACUUCUGAAAGGGCUUAAGAAUGACACAUCACGUCUUUUCCCUCUCAGACACACAUACAGGAGCAGAGACUUAAACACAGGGCAGCUGACCAUGUGUGGACAGAAGUUUUGUUCCUUCCUGCGUGGACUUUCUCGCAGGAAGCCUCUGGAGCCGGAGGGCGAAGUGUCCACCUUCCACCGCUGUCUGACCACAGUGGACCUGGUGGCUCUGGGUGUGGGCAGUACUCUCGGCGCUGGUGUUUACGUGCUGUCCGGCGAGGUGGCCCGGACACUCUCCGGCCCUAGCAUCAUCAUCUCCUUCCUCAUCGCCGCCCUGGCCUCCAUCUUUGCCGGACUGUGCUAUGCUGAGUUCGGCUCCAGGGUACCCAAGACGGGUUCGGCGUAUCUCUACAGCUACGUCACUGUGGGGGAGGUGUGGGCUUUCAUCACAGGGUGGAACCUGCUGCUGUCCUAUGUUAUAGGCACCUCCAGCGUGGCCCGAGCAUGGAGCGGCACUUUUGAUGACCUCAUUGGAAAUGUGAUGGCCAACUACUUCAGCAAACACGCGGCCAUGGGUCUGCCCGGCCUGGCUCCUUACCCAGACUUCUUUGCAGCUGGUCUCAUCAUGAUUCUCGCUGGCCUCCUUGCCUUCGGCGUGAAAGAGUCGACCACAGUCAACAAGAUUUUUACCAGCGUCAACAUACUGGUGUUGGUCUUCGUCAUCAUCACUGGCUUCAUCAAGGGGAAUCUGGAGAACUGGAGGAUCACAGAGGAAAUGUUACAGAACGUAACAGCAGAGCUUGAAAAUCUGACGUCCACACUGAAUGUGACCUCUGAGUUUGGGGUCGGUGGGUUCUUCCCCUAUGGGUUUGAGGGCACGCUGGCCGGAGCAGCAACAUGUUUCUAUGCCUUUGUGGGGUUUGACUGCAUUGCAACUACAGGGGAGGAGGUGAAGAACCCUCAGAAGUCCAUCCCUCUGGGAAUCGUCAUUGCUCUUCUCAUCUGUUUCUUGGCUUAUUUUGGCGUGUCGGCCGCUCUGACUCUGAUGAUGCCGUACUACCUACUCAACAUCCACAGUCCACUUCCCGUCGCCUUCGCCUAUGUGGGCUGGGCUGCAGCCAAAUAUGUGGUGGCUGUGGGAUCCCUGUGCGCACUCUCUACCAGUCUCCUGGGCUCCAUGUUCCCAAUGCCUCGAGUGCUGUUUGCCAUGGCCAGAGAUGGCCUAAUCUUCAAAACACUUUGUAAGGUCAGCUCGAGGAAGAGUCCAGUGGUGGCCACUCUCUCGUCCGGUACUGUAGCAGCAAUAAUGGCAUUCUUAUUCGACCUGAAGGCGCUGGUCGACAUGAUGUCGAUUGGAACCCUCUUCGCCUACACUCUGGUGGCCAUUUGCAUUCUCAUACUCAGGUAUCAGGAGAGCGAGUCUGUGGAAAACGAUGUGCAUGUGACGCAAAGCUCCAUGUUCAGCUUUUUAAAACCUCCAUCUUACCCGACCAAGAAAACUUCAAACACCGUCACCACAUGCACUGCAUUCAUCAUCAUCUUGGUGUUGGUGCUGACAGUGCUGUUGACCAAAGCCAUCAGGAAUCUGCUGCUGCUGGAGGUUUGGAGCCUGGUGUGUAUGUCCGUAAUCCUCAUGCUGAUGAUGCUCAGCGUUCUGCUCAUCUGGAGGCAGCCGCAGAACCCCACCAAAGCCUCCUUCAUGGUGCCCUUCCUGCCUUUACUCCCUGUAGUGAGUGUGUUCAUCAACAUCUAUCUGAUGGUUCAGCUGGGAGGAGACACGUGGAUCCGCUAUGCAGUGUGGAUGGCUGUGGGACUGCUUAUCUACUUUGGCUACGGCGUGCGGAACAGUGUGCAGAAACAGCGGCUGCUGGGCAACCUGGUCAACAUCGAAACCAUGGAGACGAAGCCUGAGAAAGACAUGACCAAAGGAGGAGACAGUGCCAGUCCGGACAGUUAAACCACACGUCAGCCAGCGUUUCAGCAAUCAGCUAACAUUUUAUAACAAUCAGUUCACAUUUCUUAUCACAUUUCACUGAGAUGAUGAUGAAAAAGUUAUGCUUGUAUUUUUAUACUUUUAUAAAAAUGUUUGAUAUUUGAUAUUAUAUGCCAAAUAUCUGCUGUGUGAUGGACUGAUUCAUGACACUGUGCAGCAGUCCUUUGAAGUAAGAACAAGCUCAAGGUCAAAUAAAAAAGGGCUAAGCGAUACAUAAGCUCUCUCAAAGUGUGGUGUGUUUAAUACAUGUGAAUAGUAAUAAAGCUACACUGUUA
Messenger RNA from Pygocentrus nattereri (red-bellied piranha), 2338 nucleotides. RefSeq names its product cationic amino acid transporter 2-like. The record is from RefSeq and is a predicted model, not a curated record. Gene Ontology annotation, biological process: amino acid transport; transmembrane transport. The transcript is spliced from 12 exons. The coding region runs from base 3 to 2027 and encodes 674 amino acids. Gene Ontology annotation, molecular function: amino acid transmembrane transporter activity. Gene Ontology annotation, cellular component: plasma membrane. Lineage: Eukaryota; Metazoa; Chordata; Actinopteri; Characiformes; Serrasalmidae.